AUGUGCUACUACAGCAACUACUACGGAAGCCUGGGCUACGGCUUUGGUGGCCUGGGCUAUGGCUGUGGCUGUGGCUAUGGCUCUGGAUUCGGUGGAUAUGGAUACGGGUGCUACCGUCCAUGCUGCUAUGGAAGAUACUGGUCUUCUUGCUACUACUGA
Jaculus jaculus (lesser Egyptian jerboa) is the source of this 159-nucleotide messenger RNA. RefSeq names its product keratin-associated protein 20-2-like. NCBI's taxonomy places the organism in Eukaryota, Metazoa, Chordata, Mammalia, Rodentia, Dipodidae. The record is from RefSeq and is a predicted model, not a curated record. The transcript has a single exon. Bases 1 to 159 code for a protein of 52 amino acids.